AUGCGGGCGCUUGUUUUUUUCGCCGCUUGUUUAUCUGUCAUUAUUAUCGACACUUUCGCCGAUAUGCCAUCUUUUAAAUAUACUCAACAGGCAGAUUGUACUUGCAACGCCUGUCAAUUUGCCAUUAAAGAACUUGAUUACUGGCUACGCAUGACUGGUAAAACAGGCCAUUACAGUCUGGAAGCCGCUGUUGCCAAAUCUAUAGAGGCUGUUUGUAACAAGAAAAAUAUCAAGGAUGACAGAAUCAGGAAGAAAAUAAUUCAAUGCCAAAAACUCCUCGAGGAGCAUGCUUUGCUAAUAAAGGAAGCCUUAAUCGAACACUUUGAAAGUGAUGAACCAAGAAGUUACCUCAAACUCAUUCAGGAAGUGUGCCAUGAAAAACUGAGUUUAUGUAGCCCAGGAAAACAAGCCAAAGAUGACUUUGAAAAUUCCAUGAGAUUCAACACAGCCAACAAAAUGGAGGUUUCUUUCAGUGGAACAAUAAAAGCUGUAAACCCAGUGAAAGAAAGUGACUAA
This is a messenger RNA of Acanthosepion pharaonis, 516 nucleotides long. The record is from the annotation of a GenBank genome assembly. NCBI's taxonomy places the organism in Eukaryota, Metazoa, Mollusca, Cephalopoda, Sepiida, Sepiidae.